GUCGUCCCUAUUUCGGAUCACGCAGGCGUAUCAUUACCGAGGCUCCCAUUGGCGCCAUAUAAAUAUGUGGACAGCGAACCGUCUAAUAAUCUAGCAAUAGGGAUCUGCAAGGUUUUUUUUUUCGGACAUCCAGUUGUGUUAUCGUAUAUACCACGAACUGUAUAGACUCUUGUGAAUUUAUCUCAGACCAAAUCCGGACAAGUGCUGGAAAUCCGUCUCAGAGACUAGCUCAAGAUCGCAUCACAUCAAAAUGAUUAUCUACAAGGACAUUUUUAAUGGCAAAGAACUCUUCACUGAUGCCUGGAGCUGUGAGCCGGUUGGAGCCGGCAAAACCUUACUUAGAUUGAGAGGAAAAAUAGUGUACGAAGAACCAAGUCCCAUUGACGAGGGACUGAUCGGCGGAAACAAAUCUGCAGAAGCCGACGAACCAGCAGCCACCGAAGACCCAGUUAGGACCCUUAAGAUGCCUCACCUGGCAGAAGCCGCCCAGCAAUUCGCCGUGAAAGAUUACCAGUUAUGGCUGAGAGGAUACGUUGGUCGGUUGGUAAAAAGGAAAAAGGAAGAGAUUGCAGCCCUGAGGAAUAACGGCGACGGUGAAGAAGCGGACAAGAUGGGGGCAGAGUUGGAAAUCUUUAAGGAUAACAUCACCUCGGAUAUCAAAGAAGUCAUAAUCUCUUCAUUCGAAGAGAAAGAUUUUAGAUUCUAUACUGCCGAUGAAGAUGAGUAUGAAGUUGAAGGGAUGCUCGUCCCCAUGACCUGCCCCAAAGAUGACCCGGACGUAAUAUUUCUCUACUUCAUACAAGAUGGUUUGGUGACCGAAACGUGUUAGGUCAUUCAUUGGAUGCAAUUCGAGUUGACAAUAAUAAUAAUAUAAUAAUAAUAAAUGCAUAGCGCAUAAUAUUCGACGGAAUCUCUAUGCGCUUGUACAAAAGAGGUAAUUAAGGCUAAUUCAGGUAUAUACUGAGAAUAAAAUGCAUAAAUACUAAAUGAAUAAUCAACAAAACAUUGUAACAUAUAUGGUGCUUUUCCUUUAUAAAAUAAUCUAACAUAUGAGAACAAGUAUAUUUUUGAAGAUACAUGUGAUGGCCCUCAGAUUAAUAGGCAGUUUAUUCCACAGUACAUGUGCUGCUAACUGAAAGGCACGAUCACCAAACGAACAUGUUUUAGACGUUGGUACAGUAAAAAUGGCUAGAAGAGCGGAGAUUUCUUUGUAGGACAUAUUCAG
Messenger RNA from Lytechinus variegatus (green sea urchin), 1225 nucleotides. RefSeq names its product translationally-controlled tumor protein homolog. The record is from RefSeq and is a predicted model, not a curated record. The coding region runs from base 251 to 829 and encodes 192 amino acids. The transcript is spliced from 4 exons. NCBI's taxonomy places the organism in Eukaryota, Metazoa, Echinodermata, Echinoidea, Temnopleuroida, Toxopneustidae.